AUGCUGGCACGAGCAUUGGUAUCGAGAGCUCUUUUAUUAAGAACUGCAAAAACUGUAGCUGAUCAUGCUAAACAAGUCAAGAGAAAUUCUGGACAUGGUGUGUGGACAUAUAGAGUGCCUCCUCCUAUGCCGUCAAAGAGAGCUCUGUAUUUAGCUCAAGUUCUUGGAGGACUGUGUUGGUAUUGGAUUCUGUACCAUAUUGCAACAGAACCGGAACAUAUCUAUGGUGAAUGGCCGUAUAUUGCUCCUUGCACAUGGACUGAUGAAGAAUUGGGAAUUCCCCCUGACUCAGAGGGUUCACUCAAAAAG
Molecule: messenger RNA, 309 nt
Organism: Iphiclides podalirius (scarce swallowtail)
Lineage: Eukaryota; Metazoa; Arthropoda; Insecta; Lepidoptera; Papilionidae
Source: the annotation of a GenBank genome assembly